This is a messenger RNA of Hemicordylus capensis (graceful crag lizard), 3085 nucleotides long. RefSeq names its product cathepsin A (gene CTSA). Bases 296 to 1765 code for a protein of 489 amino acids. Lineage: Eukaryota; Metazoa; Chordata; Lepidosauria; Squamata; Cordylidae. Gene Ontology annotation, biological process: proteolysis. The transcript is spliced from 16 exons. Gene Ontology annotation, molecular function: serine-type carboxypeptidase activity. The record is from RefSeq and is a predicted model, not a curated record.
GACACGAACGGAGAAAGAACAUCGCCGCCCGGAGGCCUUGGGGGGUUUCCGAGCCAUCCCGGCGAUUUUGGGGGGCUGCUGAGGACGUGCUUCGAACUUCUUGCUCCGGAAGGUGUUUUGAAAAGAACGGAAUGAGUCGGCAUCUCUGUGCCUGUUGCUGGUCUUUUUCAUAUUCCGAUUCCUGCACGGAGAGCUCGGCCCCCCCGGCGAAGGAGGCCUCCGACCCGCGUGCGGCACAAGGCGCCUCAGGAAAAGGCCGGAUCCCCGUAGCGGUUUCUCUUCUGCAAUCGGCGCGAUGAGCUCUUCUGUGGCCCCAUCCCAGCGGAUACCCAUCAUGAGCCCUUCGCUGCUGGUGCUGCUGCUGGCGGUGGCUGCCGCCGGGGUGGGAGCCGCCCCCAACGGGGACGAGGUCCGCUACCUGCCGGGGCUGGCCAAGCAGCCGGCCUUCCGGCACUACUCGGGCUACCUGCACGUCGACGGGGACAAGCACCUGCACUACUGGUUUGUGGAGGCCCAGUGCAACCCCUCCGACAACAAGCCGCUGGUGCUGUGGCUGAACGGGGGCCCCGGCUGCAGCUCUGUGACGGGCCUUCUGACGGAGCACGGCCCCUUCACGAUUCAGCCUGACGGCACCACCCUGGAAUACAAUGACUAUGCCUGGAAUAAGCUUGGCCACAUCCUCUACCUGGAGUCCCCCGUCGGGGUUGGCUACUCUUAUUCUGAUAGCGGUGACUACCAGACGAAUGACACAGAGGUGGCCCGUGUGAACUACCUGGCCUUGAAGCAGUUCUUGCAGCUCUUCCCCGAGUACAGCAAGAAGGACCUCUACCUCACGGGCGAGAGCUACGGCGGGAUCUACAUCCCCACGCUGGCCGAGUGGGUCAUGCAGGACCCCAGCCUGAAGUUGAAGGGGAUUGCGGUGGGCAACGGGCUCUCCUGCUACGAGACCAACGACAACUCUCUGGUCUACUUUGCGUACUACCACGGCCUCCUGGGGAGCAGGCUCUGGGCGAACCUGCAGACCUCCUGCUGUUCUGACGGGACGUGCAACUUCCACAACAACGCCAACCUCAACUGCACGCUUGCUAUGGAGGAGGUGAUCCACAUUGUGGACGAGUCGGGUCUGAACAUCUACAACCUCUACGCCUCCUGCGCUGGCGGAGUGCCUGGGAAGUUCAGGGAUCAGGACGGGAUGCUGGUGACCCACGACCUGGGCAACCACUUCAUCAGGCAGCCGCGUCGCUAUUCCUGGAGGCAGAACCUGCUCAGCCUGCCGGCUGCCAAGAAGAACAGUGUGCGGCUGGACCCCCCUUGCAUCAACACCACGGCCCCCUCCGCCUACAUGAACAACCUGCAGGUGCGCGAGGCCCUACACAUUGUGGAAGAUGCCCCCGAGUGGCAGAUGUGCAGCUUUGCGGUCAGCCGCGGCUACAAGCGCCUCUACACGAAGAUGAAUGAUCAGUACCUGAAGCUGCUCAGCGCCAUGAAAUACCGCAUCUUGGUGUACAACGGGGACAUCGACAUGGCCUGCAACUUCCUGGGGGACGAGUGGUUUGUGGACUCCUUGCGCCAGAAGGUGGAGGUGACCCGGCGGCCCUGGGUCUAUAGUGACGAGGACGGGCAAGACCAGAUUGGAGGCUUUGUGAAGGAGUUCACCAAUAUUGCCUUCCUGACGGUCAAGGGAGCAGGCCACAUGGUGCCCUCGGACCAGCCCCGCGCAGCCUUCAACAUGUUUGAGCGCUUCAUCACGCAGCAGCCCUACUAGAGCUGGGCCCGCCAGGCUGCCUCCCGCUUCCUCCUGUGCUGGGACCACAGACGGGCUUCCUGCAGCCCUGCACCUCCUGUUGCUGCCACCGCUGCUGCCGCCACCGCCCGCCCUCCUGCCCCCCCCCCAAAGAGUGGGGCAGCUGGAGGGGUGCACUGACUCUUGUCCAACUCCUCCUCCCCCCCCAGCCAUCCUGGGCUUCCACGCUGCUCUGAUCAGGGGGUGUCACGAAGGGCCCAACGUGCUCCCCUGCACGCCUGCACUGUUCACGGGUGGCGGCAGCCUGUCUCCUGCUCGGCCCUGAGGGGGGGCCCGUUCUCCGCCCUAGUUCUCAGUCGUGAUGAAGGAACCUGGGUCGUAAGUGGAAGGGAGGCCCGGCCCGGCCCGGCCCGGGCUUGUGGUCUCUCCAAGCCCCUCCGGGGCCUGCUCAUAAACUCUUUUCCUAGAGGAACUGGUGUCCAGGCUCUUCCUUGGCCCGGAGCCGCUCCUGCUGGGCUCUGCUGCUUCUCCUGCCGCCCCAGGUCCAGCUCGGCUGGCUACUGGCCUCCGCUUGCCCUUCUGCCUUCCCAGUGACCCUCCGGUGCUCCCCUCUGUGGUGUUGCUGGCAGGGGAGGCAGCCUGCUGCUGCUGCUGCUGCUGCUGCUGCCGCCAGCCCCACGGGAGAGUUGCCCCUUCCUCCCCCCCCUCCUAAUGGCCCCAGCCAGCCCCAUUGCAAAAAGGAGGAGAUGGUUCCAAGAAGGACCAGGCAAGCCACGGACUGGAACCUCCCUCAAAACCCGACAUGUAAGCAAAUGCAUGGAAAGAAAAGGAGACGGGUUGUUCCGACAAGCAGCAACACCAGCAAGGACCCACACGCAAGGCAGAGCCAAGCCCUGGGAGGAGUUUGCCGGAUAGCGACACGUUUGGAUACGUUCUCCUCCUACAGAUAAAUACAACGUAGGGGCUUGCUAGGACAAGCAAGUGGCCCGGCUGAGUCCUACGGUUCCCAAAGAGGAGCUGUGUGGCCCUGAAGAAUAAAGAGGGGUCCACUCCCUUGCUCUUGAAAGUCGUCAUUGAAUCAAGCCUUCAAGAACUCUGUCAUGGGGUGAACCCUUUGAUUUUGAGACCUUUUUCAUUUGGCUGAGGCACGCCAUCCCACACACCUUCCCUUCAGAACCGUAGACCCCGGGGGCUCUCCUUUGUCCUGGCAUCCACGUAUGUUUGUGUUAUCUGUUAGAAGUAUCGAAAUGAGUUGCUAUCCAGAAAACAGGUCACACGGGUAUCUUAUCUGUCACGGUUUGCAUUGUCUCUGUGUUGUAACAACUGGUGUCUUUCUUUCCA